AUGGCGAAGGAGCUCGCCCGGAAAAGGGGCUUCAACUGCAGGCGCUUCCUGAAGAACAACUGGCUCCUCCUGGCCACCAUCCUCGCCGUGGUGCUGGGUGAGUUGGCGGGCAAGGGAAGAAGAGGGGGAAGGAAGGAGGGAGGGAGGGAGGCAGGCAGGCGAAGGAAGCUGGAGCGUCGCGGGGGCGCGUGGAAACCUCUUUCAUCAUUCGGGGGGGAAAGGCAGCCCUUCCCUUUGGAGGGAAUCCUUGGCGGCUGCUCUGGGUCGAGGUUGCCUCCUUCCAGCCGUGUGCAGUAGUCUUCCUUAAGGUGGGGUUGUAAGCAGGAAAAUAGAAAAUGACAAGAAAUAGUUCCACUUGCUUAACAUUGAAGAUGUAUAUGUGAAUACACACAGAGAGACGUGUAUAUGUAGGAACAAAGAAGAUUAGAUAGAUGAUAGAUAGAUAGAUAGAUAGAUAGACAGACACACACAGAGACACACACACACACACACACACACACACACCAGGGGCGAAACAAGGCAUUAUUUCACCCUGGUCAAAGACCCAGCUUGGCACACCCCCCCCCCCGCGCGUAUUUGCGUACACACAGGUUGGGAGCAUCAAUGGUUUCCCUCUGGAGGCUUCACGGGGGGGGGGGGACCUGGCUACCCCCCCAUAGCUACGGCUCUACACAUACACAGAGAGAGACAGAGACAGAGAGACAGAGACACACGCUAAACAAAUGUUCAGCCACCAUGGGAGAAAUGUAGCGUUGUAUUAUGAGCAUCCUAGAAAGGUAACCCAGCUGGGAUUGGUUCCGGGACUUAAAAAGCUCCCCUGCUAUCAUUUGGGCAGGAUUACAGUCUAUCUCUUCUAAGCUCUUUGCCAAACCCCCAGCUGAGCUUAAUAAUACCUAGUACACACACACACACACACACACACACACACACCUCGAAUAUCACAUGAUGAAAGUGGAUAGGUGUUUUCCUCGAGGAAAGCCCUUUCCAAAAAAAAUGGAUAUCUCCCUGGAAACAGAUGCAGAUUUGUUCUUUGUGGGGUGGAUGGGGGUUUCCCCAGCCCUGUUGCAAUAAAGGAAAGAGGUGGCAGUGAGCAAAUCUUUGCCACUGUGAUGAAAUGGUACUAAUGUUUAAGUGCUGAUCUGGCAUUCGUUGAGCAUCUAUAGAAUGUUGAUAAAAUUAAAACACCGUGGCUCCUGAGUCGAAAUACGUUUACUCAGGUGUAAGUCCCACUAAGUUCAACCAGACUUGGCAAAUAUUUUAAGAAAAGAGGAAACCUUAAGGAGAGCUGAUUGCCCGGGUCUAGCCCCACUGCAGAUCAUUAAAUCGUUCUUCAUCUCAGCAAUCAUUGACUUGUCCUAUACUAGUACCUGGCCCCGCAUGAUCCUAGUAAUCUUGGAAAGGAGGCUCAUUUCAGAAAUGUUUACUUCCAAGUAAAGCUUAUUAGGAUCAUAGCUGUAGAAAGGGUAAGAUGACCAUUCUGUGAGUGCCACAUAGGAGCUGUGUAGCCUGAUUUACAUUAUAUUUACUUGCAAAUAAACCCUGCUGAGUUCAAAAGAACUUGCUACUUGUCAAGUAGGUUUAGGAUUGCAGGAGAGCCUAACCACGUGUACUCAGAUGUAGGUGGCUCUGUAUUUAUUUGUUUGUUUGUUUGUUUGUUUGAUAAAAGAUAUACCUCAGGUUACAUACACUUCAGGUUACAUACGCUUCAGGUUACAGACUCCGCUAACCCAGAACUAGUGCUUCAGGUUAAGAACUUUGCUUCAGGAUGAGAACAGAAAUCGUGCUUUGGCGGCGCAGCGGCAGCAGGAGGCCCCAUUAGCUAAAGUUGUGCUUCAGGUUAAGAACAGUUUCAGGUUAAGAACGGAUCUCCGGAACGAAUUAAGUUCUUAACCCGAGGUACCACUGUAUACUGCUUGGUUGUAGGAAAACACCCUCAAAGCAAUGUUAAAUGGAACUCACUCCCAAAUAAAUGUGAAAAGCCCUGCAGCCUCAGUUACCCUUCCUUCCAGGAAGAAUGAUCCCCAUUCUCUUUCUUAAAUCUCCCAAGACACCUCUAGUAUGUGAAGUUAUUCCUGUGUAUUUUUAAAAAACUAGAAACAGACAAGUAUUUUUGUAUAUAAGCUGUACACUCUCACUCCAGCACGAAUUGCCUGGCUGUCAAAAAAUAUAAAGCACCCUUGGUGAUUGUUUCCAGCCAGGAUUUGUUAAAUAAUUCAUUUCAGUAAUCUCAUUUACUUGACUGCAUUCAGUUAUUGGUAUUACUCUGGCUGUUAGAAGUGUAAAUCACGCUUAUCCAACCAACAUCAUUCUCAUGAAAAAUUAAUAUUUGUUAAAUGCCAUCUGUUCAGUGUAUUUCAUAACGAUGUGGGCAAAUUAAUACGAAAGACAAACAUGCCUCUUCCCUCUCCAUUUCUCUCAAUACUGGUUUUCCACAAUCUAAAUUAUAGCCCUCAGUAUUGCACAAGUAAGUCAUGGUACCAUAAAAAGGCAAAUAGCAGUGCGAUUUUUCUUGAAGAAAUUAAAUCAAAAUUCAAAAAUUAAUUCAAAAUUCCUUUUGAAGUCAGUUUGUUUAGUGUUACAAUUAUACCCCACAUUUGUUGUUGUUUAGUUGUUUAGUCAUGUCCGACUCUUCGUGACCCCAUGGACCAGAGCACGCCAGGCACUCCUGUCUUCCACUGCUUCCUUCAGUUUGGUCAAACUCAUGUUAGUAGCUUUGAGAACACUGUCCAGCCAUCUCGUCCUCUGUCGUCCCCUUUUCCUUGUGCCCUCCAUCUUUCCCAACAUCAGGGUCUUUUCCAGGGAGUCUUCUCUUCUCAUGAGGUGGCCAGAGUAUUGGAGCCUCAGCUUCACGAUCUGUCCUUCCAGUGAGCACUCAGGGCUGAUUUCCUUAAGAAUGGAUAGGCUUGAUCUUCUUGCAGUCCAUGGGACUCUGAAGAGUCUCCUCCAGCACCAUAAUUCAAAAGCAUCAAUUCUUCAGCGAUCAGCCUUCUUUAUGGUCCAGCUCUCACUUCCAUAUCCCACAUUUAUUUCCUCCAAAUAGUUCAGUGGGUUACAUUUCAUCCUCACAGCAACUGUGUGUCAUAGGUUAGGCUGAGAGACGGCAACUGGCCCAAGGUCAUUCAGGGAGAUUCAUGGCUGACUGAUGAUUUGAACCCUGGUCUCCUACGUCCUAGUCUGAUUGGGGAUUUAGGGUGCAACCUUAACCCAAGAUCCACCAGUGAGUUAGGCUGCAGUAGAUCUCUGGCUCAGUCAGCUGAGGCUGCAGUGGUUUAAGUCCCCAACCCUAGCUUAGCUGGAGAUGCACUGGUGCAAAAUGCUCGUCUUGGCUCAGACGGCGCUCAGCCAGCUGACCCAAAGCUGACUGGAUCGAGGCUGGUGUUAAGUCCCUAGGAAAGCAUGUUGGGGACAGGGACAGGCAGGGAAGAGACUUCAUAGGGACCCUAACUCUGUUCAUCUCAGUCAUGUGGCCUAGCAGCCCAGCAGAACUUAUGCCAGCAAAAAAGGGGGUGGCUUGUUUAAGGUUAUUACAGUCGUGCCUCGGGUUAAGUACUUAAUUCGUUCCGGAGGUCUGUUCUUAACCUGAAACUGUUCUUAACCUGAAGCACCACUUUAGCUAAUGGGGCUUCCUGCUGCCACCGCACCGCCGGAACACGAUUUCUGUUCUCAUCCUGAAGGAAAGUUCUUAACUCGAGGUACUAUUUCUGGGUUAGCGGAGUCUGUAACCUGAAGCGUAUGUAAGCUGAAGCAUCUGUAACCUGAGGUACCACUGUAUUUUAAGGCUUCCCUCAAAACGGGAUUGGGCUCUCUCAGUUGGCAGUAGCUUUGCUCCUGAAUGGGGUUUGGCUCUGGCUUACCUUAAACGUAAAGUGACCCCUGACCAUUAGGUCCAGUUGUGGCCGACUCUGGGGUUGCAGCACUCAUCUCGCUUUAUUGGCCGAGGGAGCCGGCGUACAGCUUCCGGAUCACUAAGCCGCUUCUGGUGAACCAGAGCAGUGCACGAAAAUGCCGUUUACCUUCCCACCGGAGCAGUACCUAUUUAUCUACUUGCACUUUGAUGUGCUUUUGAACUGCUAGGUUGGCAGGAGCAGGGACCGAACAACGGGAGCUCACCCCGUCGUGGGGAUUCGAACUGCUGACCUUCUGAUCGGCAAGUCCUAGGCUCUGUGGUUUAAGCCACAGCGCCAACCAUGUCCCUCCUGGCUUACCUUAGGCUGACUUAAAUCAAGACAGGGUCAUUAAGCUGGCUUCCCAUAGUUAGAAUUGCUUCUUUAAGCAUCAGAAAUAGCAAAAGAUGAGCCUUAUUUCGCGUAUUCUCAGAACUGAUCUAGAAAGGCAAAGGAGCAUGCAUCUGGACUAUGUAUACAUAUUUAAAAGGUAAAGGUAAAGGACCCUUGACAGUUAAGUCCAGUCACGAACGACUCUGGGAUUGCGGCGCUCAUCUCACUUUACUGGCCGAGGGAGCCAGCGUUUGUCCACAGGUAGUUUUUCUGGGUCAUGUGGCCAGCAUGACUAAACUGCUUCUGGCGAACCAGAGCAGCGCACGGAAACGCUGUUUACCUUCCCGCCGGAGCGGUACCUAUUUCUCUACUUGCGCUUUGGCGUGCUUUUGAACUGCUACAUUGGCAGGAGCAGGGACUGAGCAACGGGAGCUCACCCCGUCGCAGGGAUUCGAACCGUUGACCUUCCGACUGGCAAGCCCUAGGCUCUGUGGUUUACACCAAAUGUGUUGAAUAUCUGCUAUAUGGUAAUUUAUGGACCUAAUAGGUAUCUAAAGUCAUUUGCACGUAACAAAAUAUGUAUUUACUCAAAGUAAUUGUUGAACUGAAAUACAAUUAAGAAGAAGUGAUAUUUUAGGGAGCAGGCUAGCAGGCGGGGCCCAUUAUUUACAUCAUAAGAGCCUACACAACACAAACCACUGUUGCUGUAUGUAGGUUUUAUUUUAUUUGUUUUUUAUCUUAUUUUUUGGAAAUGUACAUCCAGGGUUUUUUUCCCUUUAAUUUUUUUGGGGCCCCCCAAGAGAGUAGGGCCCUAAACUAUAGCUUGUUUAGCUUAUACGUAAAUCCGGCACUGGCUUUAGGACACCUGUUGUGGGGAGAAUUUGAUUGGACUUAACCGUCCAGGGGUCCUUUACUCUUUUGGGGGGGAGAGGAGUGUCUCUGGAGUAAUUUUUAUAUCAUUUGACAAAGCAAGUCAUCCAUUGGACUCUGCAUAUGUGGCUCAGGAUCUGAGCACGAGGAGUUUGAAUACAUCCUUUGUAAAUUCUUAUUCAUUUUCCUUUGAACAAUUCAUCCCUGUGCCAUAGGACAUACUCCUUCAGAAUCUUAUCAGGUGACCUUGGAGGUUGCCGUUCGUUGUGGGGGGGUAUACCUUGGAAUGCUGGGAUGACUUUCAUAAUUAUUUGGAUCUUGGCUACAGUUCAGUUACUUUUCUGAGUUUUGUACAUUCAGGAUUUGAUCCAGAAGGCAAAUUCACACAUGCAGUGCUCAUUUGUUGAUCUCCCCCACUGCUUUCCUGCAAGGAGAAAUUUAGAGAUUUUAAACAUACCUUUGAAGGGGGGAGUUGUAAUCCCUCUCCACUGACCAUGAUUUAAAGUAAUACAUACAAAUAGAAUCUACUGGCAAAUUUGUUGUUUCUUCACUGUUUGUUUGCAAGUUACUUUAUUUCUAAAGCAGCUAUAUAUUUCACAUGGAAGUCAUUUUAGUUUUAUAUUUUCCUAAAGAAAUCUACUUUAGAUAAGUAUUGUUUGUAAAUUUUCCAGAAACUCAUAGCAUCAAAUUUUAAUGUAUAUAAACAAUUUUAUGUCCAUACAUUUGAACUCUAAUAGAUCUUUUAAAGGAAGCAUGAAGAUCUAUUAGAAUUGAAAUGUAUGGACAUCAUAAAAUUGUCUCAAUUUAGCAAAGAAUUGGGCAAUUAAAGGCCAAAAUUGUGGGUAUGGGUUAAUGAAGAAUAGACUGGGUAUGAAAAUAGCUUUUCCAUAUAGCAUUACAUUAAGAUCAAUAUGUACUGCUAUACUUCAGUACUUCGGAACAUUGUUAAGGAUAACUGCUAUGCUUAGUGUAUUUUUGGUAUUUGGGAUGAUAAAGCGUGUCAUACUUCAAAGAAACCAGUUAAAUUGCUUUUUUGGUACAAGGACAUGCCCUUGUGUGCAAUUUUAAAUUUUUUUUGGGGGGGGGAUAUAUGACAACAACAUUUCAAUUAGAAACCUUUUCAUAGCUGAAAGUGUAAUCACAUUUUUUUCAAGGUAAAUUACAGAAUACAAUUCCAUCCUUCCUUAGUUCAAUCAAAUGCUGUUUGAUGUUUGGGGACUUCAUUUGCUUGAGGAUCUUAAAAAUAAUUAAAUUAUUAAGUAAAAAAGAAAAAGGAAAGAAUGCUUCUGUGGAACCUUUCGAAACUUUUGCAACCAAGCUUUGAGUAAGCAGUAGUGCAGUAGCUGAACUGUAUACAACUAAUAUACAUAAGCCACUGCAGGCUUCCUCAACCUUGGCCCUCCAGAUGUUUUUGGCCUACAACUCCCAUGAUCCCCAGCUAGCAGGACCAGUGGUUAGGGAUGAUGGGAACUGUAGUCUCAAAACAUCUGGAGGGCUGAGGUUGAGGAAGCCUGAACUACUGUGAACUGUAUAAUUAUGAUUCAGCUUCUUCUUUGUCUUGAUAGAAUGUUUCCCCGUUAAGAGUCAGGGCAAAGCUUUUGUCUACAAUGACUGCACCAAGCUAGCAGUGUUGGUCAGUGGAAUGGAAGAAAGGAAGUAAACAUCUACUCUGGGAAAUCCAAACUUCCAUUAAUCUUGACUCAGCCCUCCAGAUGGUUUGGGACUACAAUUCCCAUCACCCUGACCACUGGUCCUAUUAGCUAGGGAUGAUGGGAGUUGUAGUCCCAAAACAUCUGGAGGGCCGAGUUUGCAUAUGCCUGGUCUUGACAUUAAGUACAGCGCUAAUGUGAAGAUUUCACAUUGGUUGAAACCAAGAAAUUGCAACUCCAUUGCAAAUUCUAUUUCCAUGUGAACCCUCUCUUUGCAGACUGAGCAAUUGCAUUAUGUUCAUGACCUGGUGCAGAUGUUGUAAGAACUACUACAGUCAUCAGUGGUAGAGUCAUAAGUAGAGGUAGGGAAGGAAUUCAAUUCAGUUUGCAUUUAAAGUGAAACCUACCUAACUUGCAUUUAGGUUGGCAGUUCGAAUCUCCACGACGGGGUGAGCGCCCGUUGUUCAGUCCCAGCUCCUGCCAACCUAGCAGUUCAAAAGCACAUCAAAGUGCAAGUAGAUAAAUAGGUACCGCUCCAGCAGGAAAGUAAACGGCAUUUCAGUGCACUGCUCUGGUUCACCAGAAGCAGCAUAGUCAUGCUGGCAACAUGACCCAGAAGCUGUCUGCGGACAAACGCCAGCUCCCUCGGCCAGUAAAGUGAGAUGAGCGCCGCAACCCCAGAGUCAUCCACGACUGGACUUAACUGCCAGGGGUCCCUUUACCUUUAAGCUACUGAAGGUAAUGGGACCCUUUAUAUGUCCAGCCAUCCUUUGUCUACAGCAAAUUGUCACUGUUUUUUUGUGUUGAAUAUAUGCUAUAUGGUAAUUUAUGGGCCUAAUGUACCUAAAGCCAUUUGCACAUAACAAAAUAUGUAUUUUAUCAAAGUAAUUGUUGUAAAGUCCAUGCAGAAUGCAAAGUUCAUACAGAAUGUAGGCACCCUAUCUAUAGAAAUGAGCAAACCGGUGAUAUUUUAGGGAGCGGGCUAGCAGGUGGGGCCCAUUGUUUACAUCAUAGGAGCCUACACAACACAAAACACUAUUGCUGUAUGUAGGUUUUAUUUUGUUUGUUUUUUAUCUUAUAUUUUGGAAAUGUACAUCCAGGUUUUUUUCCUUUAAGUUUUUUGGGGCCCCCAAGAGAGUGGAGCCCUAAGUUAUAGCUUGUUUAGCUUAUACGUAAAUCUGGCACUGCCCUUACACAUUUGUGGAAGCAUGUAUGAACCUUUCAACAGGCAUUAUCCAGUGAGUUUCUAUAUCAUUCGAGCAACCACACUCCACAGAGUAUUCUGAAUAGCAACAACCCUACAGUGGUACUUGGAAGAUGCAAGAUCCCUGAAACUCCAGUGCUUCUUUGCAAGAUGUCUUGACAGCUGUGCAUUUGUUUUGCUAUAAACUUCUAAUAUAGAAAAAGCCCCCCCAGUGGCUGUAAUGGCAUUUGAAAACAGAUCAGUCAGUAGUGGUGCAAGUGCAGGAUUUAUUUAUUUUUUUGAAAAGAAUCUGGUGUAGAAAGGUUUUAGAUUUAACAAAACAAAUUCCCAUCCGGAAUUGUGAGGAUUUAAUUCACAAACAAACUGAGCUCUAAUUUUAUUUGUACUUCUGUCGGUAAUAUAUAUUCAUUACUCGCCAAGGGCAGUAAUUUGCCAGAACAGGAAGCCCUUAACGCCAGAAUUCCCAGAUGAGCUCCCUCCAUACAUUUAUAAAUCUGAUGGUCGCCAUAAGAUCCAUUAUGACAGAGAAAACACAGCACAGGGAAGCCGCCUCCAGCUCAAGAAUCACAGGCACAUGGUGUCAGUGUGCUGAAAAACAGAGAUGACUCGGGUGUAAAGCACAGAAGGACUGCUUUGCUUUAGAGGCAAAUUUACAGAUACAGGGACAGAAAUCAUGGGAUUCGAUAGUAAAGUCCUAAUAAUUUCAUAUGCUGUGCAAUGCCCAGAACAUUUUAAAUGGUUGGUGAUAUUAAUAGUGCGUAAUAUCAUCAACCAUUACCAUCAACCAUCAAAAGAGAGUCACUUUUGACCAUAGUAUGCUGCAGGUAAUAAUAAUAAUAAUAAUAAUAAUAAUAAUAAUAAUAAUAAUAAUAUUUUUAAAAAAUUGAAUAAUAAAACGAAGGGGGGAAAUCCCUCCAAUGUAAGUUUAAUUCACCAGCCUUCCAACCUACCACAAGUAGCCAGGAAAUUCCAAAGCAGCAAUAAAUCUUGCCGCAACUCCCAGCAAUUAGCACUCACUGAACUCAGAGCUAUGUACCUCAUCAAUCAAUGAGACAGUCCUCCGAUAAGCACACGGCCAUCUCUACAUCUCUGGGCCCAUAACCAUUGUUGGAACACAUGGGGGGGGAAAGCACAGCGCCCUCACUGAGACAGACUUCUCCGGACAUCUUCCUCUGGAGCGCAACCCGGGACGCUCAUAACUCUGCAGUCCCGGUGCGCAGCAGCAACACAUAUCCGAAGAUAUAUGCAUACUCAAACAGCAGAGUAAAGCUGGAAGCUCAGGCUAUGAGGUGUGACGUCUAAGUAAUUUAUUAAGCAAUAUAUACAGGACAAAGCAGGGGUGCGGAUGGCACUGUGGGUUAAACCACAGAGCCUAGGACUUGCUGAUCAGAAGGUCGGCGGUUCAAAUCCCCGUGACUGGGUGAGCUCCCAUUGCUCGGUCCCUGCUCCUGCCACCCUAGCAGUUCAAAAGCACGUCAAAGUGCAAGUAGAUAAAUAGGUACCGCUCUGGUGGGAAGGUAAACGGCAUUUCUCUGCGCUGCUCUGGUUCGCCAAAAGUGGCUUAGUCAUGCUCGCCACAUGACCCAGAAGUUGUACGCCGGCUCCCUCGGCCAAUGAAGCGAGAUGAGCGCCGCAACCCCAGAGUCGGUCACAACUGGACCUAAUGGUCAGGGGUCCCUUUACCUUUACAAGACAAAGCAACCAUGGUGUCCUCUCACAUCUUCUCCAAGAGAGAGAGAAAAAGUACAAAAGUACAAUCCAACGGAAGAGAUAGAACUGGCUUCCAUUUCCCUCACUUUCCAAGCACGGAAUGUAAACACAGACAUGUGAUGUAAUAAUCACACGUCCAGCAACGGGAGAGAAUGAAAAUGCUGACAGUUAUUGCGACUUCUGGGCUAACAGGUUAGUUGGGAGGAAGCCGCUUGGGCUCCUGGGGCGGCGCACCCAGGGGCUGGGCGAGCCUCCCAUAGGGGCAGGGUACACCGCAGGGCCUCCGGAAUCUGCCUGCCUCCUCCCACUCAGCCGCCCUACAGCUGGGAGGGAGGCAGCGGGCGGACCAUUUGGGCAGCAUGGAGCCUGCGCCACCCAAGUUACCGCGUCACUCCCAGAAGAGACGUGUGGCUCGGGCGUGUUGCAGGCCCCGCAGUGAGUGCCGCCCGGCAUUUUGUCACCCCCCUCAGUGGUGACACCCAGGGCGGCCCGCACCCACCACCCACCCCUUCCUCCAUCCCUGCCUGGGGUGUCUUCACUACAGAUUUAAAGGAGCUUAAAUAUCCCCUCUCCAGUGUGGUGUAGUGGUUAAGAACGGUAGACUCGUAAUCUGGUGAACUGGGUUCGCUUCCCUGCUCCUCCACAUGCUGCUUCUGGGUGACCUUGGGCUAGUCACACUUCUCUGAUGUCUCUCAGCCUCACUCACCGCACGGAGUGUUUGUUGUGGGGGAAGAAGGGAAAGAAGAAUGUUAGUCACUUUGACUCCUUCAGGUAGUGAUAAAGCGGGAUAUCAAAUCCAAACUCCUCCUCUUCUUCUUCUUCUUCUUCUUCUUCUUCUUCUUCUUCUUCUUCUUCUUCUUCUUCUUCUUCCAGCUACAGGAGAGCUUUGCAUUUGCUGCACAUCACAUUCUCCAUUUAAACAAAGCUUAUACUCCCAAGAGAUUAGGUCUAUACUCCACAAAACCAAAUAUAAUAAAAAGUUCUAAGAAGUUUACAUAAAAACCAUUAAAAAACAAUGAUUUUCAGUUUUUAAAAAUCCUAAAGACUAGAACAAACUGUGUACCACAAAUGAAACUGAGCAAUGUAAAUAAUUUGGUUAAAAGUGUUUUCAACAAGGUAGCAUGUUUGAAAACUACCAUGCUAUAUGCCAUGUGUGAGAUAAUGUGGCUAUAACUAUGCUAAGAGCAGUAAUCAGAAAACAAAAUCCACUCUAGAAUAAUAAGAGAAACUCCUUGUGUGAAAGUUAUUUUCACUCAACAUAUCAUUAAGUGUUUUCAGUUAUAUUUUUGACAUUGCUUUCCUCUCCCUGGACUGACUGCAAGUGCUUAUAAAAUAGGGUGACUCAACUUUAGGAAUGAAUUUGUACGUAGAAAACCUGGUUAACAUAUGGCCAGCUAUUCCAAAAGGUUUAUUAUGAAACUACCAUACAACAUGUAUUCAUAUACAUUUGUUUCCUUUAGCUAUAUAUACAAAUACAAUAAUAAUAAUUUGAAAUUUACUAUGUGCAGACCAGACAUUCUGAGUAAAGUAUGAUAGUCUGGGAAUGUAAGGAGAGGAUUCAGUUUAUUCCUGCUGUGAUACUGAGCAAGAUAAAUCACACAGAAUGUCACCGCAUGCUGGACUGCUUCCUUAAACCACUGAGAUGCUUUGUGUUGCUUCCUUUUCAUCAUGUAGCACAACGUACUUCAUUAAAACAAAAUAAAUUUAGCAUGUCAAUGAGGAAAGAGCGCUGAAAGAAAGAAUGUGUCUUUCUUUAUCCAAGGCAGAUGACAGAUGGCUUCAUCUGAAAGCUUCACGUUUGGGCUGAAACAUUCUUGAGAAAAUGUCUCUCCAGAACAAAAGCAUAGAGAACUGAAGCCCAACUCAUUUCCUUUUCUUUAUAUUUUUGUGUAUAUAAGCAGACCGCUCUGUUUCAAAACUUUAUGUUGCAUAGACACACGCAGAAAAUGUAUUUGAUGGGUUGGAACAAUGGGGCAGUUUCAGGAGACGCUGGUUGUUUCAAACCAUUGGUGAAAUGGUUUGGUGGCUAGGUGUAACUUUUGAGCAUGCUCCAAGGUGAGGCAUGAGCCAGUGAGAACAACAACAGGAAGAAUGCUUCCAUCGUUGAGUUGCCUCACAGGUCUGUACACCUGAAGGAACCUUCUGCCAUCUUUGAAUAACAUACAGUGGUACCUCGGGUUAAGUACUUAAUUCGUUCGGGAGGUCCGUUCUUAACCCGAAACCGUUCUUAACCUGAGGUACCACUUUAGUUAAUGGGGCCUCCUGCUGCCGCUGCGCCGCCACCACACGAUUUCCGGUCUCAUCCUGGGGCAAAGUUCUUAACCUGAGGUAUUAUUUCUGGGUUACCGGAGUUAGUAACCCAAAGCAUUUGUAACCCGAAGAGUUUAUAACCCGAGGUACCACUGUACUUUUGAAGAACAAACAUUUCCAGCACUGUCAUAAUUUGCUUUAUGUUGAUUAAAAUUAUAUUCAAAACAUGAUUUCAUUCCUCCCCCCCCCUCCCAAAUACUAAAUCUGGUUUUGUAUUUCACUGUUACUUCUUAGGCAUUGGAUUGGGUGUCGCCGUUAGGGAAUAUGGAAAUCUCUCCAAUCUGGAUAAAUUUUACUUUGCCUUUCCGGGAGAAGUUCUGAUGAGGAUGCUCAAGCUAAUCAUAUUGCCAUUAAUUAUAUCAAGUAUGAUAACAGGUAAGACCAAAUAUAUAUAUAUAUAUUCUUAUUUCUGUAAAUAAAAUCUGUUUGGUUAAAAAAAUAGCAUUAAGCAUUUAAAACUUUACUUCCACGACUUUCAAAUGUAACAUUUCUCAAGUCUUACACUGAUGCUAUUUUAAGAAUAUAAUGUAAUAAUUAUUUAUUAUUUAUCCCCCGCCCAUCUGGCUGGGUUUCCCCAACCACCCUGGGUGGCUCCCAACAGAAUAUUAAAAACACAAUAAAACAUCAAACAUUAAAAACUUCCCUAAACAGGGUUGCCUUCAGAUGUCUUCUAAAAGUCAGCUGGUUGUUUAACUCCUUGACAUCUGAUGGGAGGGCAUUCCACAGGGCGGGUGCCACUACUGAGAAGGCCCUCUGCCUGGUUCCCUGUAAUAUCAAAGCAUUUCCUUCACCUCCUAUUUCUAGAUUAUUGUUCCUUAACAGGUUUUAGGAAGCUCAAACUUUGAAAUUUACACAGCUGUAGAGCAGGUUCUCAGCUCAGGGUUUCUCCUGAGGGCUUUUGUCUUUUGCCAGUUACAUGCAGCUGCUUCAUCAACUGCAACCAGUUCUCAGCAGGGAUAACCUAACCAUGCUCUGAUAACCUCCCAAAUUGGAUUGCCAGGGGUGAGAGGAGGAGUACCUAAUCAGUACCUAAGCGCUCAUCUCGCUUUCAGGCUGAGGGAGCCGGUGUUUGUCCGCAGACAGCAUUCUGGGUCAUGUGGCCAGCAUGACUAAACCGCUACUGGUGCACGGAGGACUGUGACGAGUGCCAGAGCGCACGGAAACACCAUUUACCUUCCUGCCGCAGCUGUACCUAUUUAUCUACUUGCACUGGCAUGCUUUCAAACUGCUAGGUUGGCAGGAGCUGGGACAGAGCAACAGGAGCUCAUCCCGCCGUGCAGAUUUGAACCGCCGACCUUCAGCAAGCCCAAGAGGCUCAGUGGUUUAGACCACAGCACCACCUGUGUCCCUCAAAUUCAGAACUUAACAAUCAUAGAAUCACAAAACUGUAGAGUUGGGUGAAGUGAAGGGCGUGAGGCAGGAGUUGGUAAUGCAGGUGCAAAGUUAUUUUGGCACCUGUUUCUACCGCUUCAUUUUCCCCUUGAACAAUGUAUAAUGAAGGAGACAAAGGUCACAGACAGAGCACGGCAGACCACUGAGAAAGCCAAAGGUUAGAUAGAGGGCAUGAUGUUCAGACAGCUGUGGCUUGUCUGUGGAUGGAAGUGCUCCACAUCCGGCGGUCAUUCCUUCAGUUUUUUAGUUUUGGUGGCCCUUGAUCUGGACACUAGACUUCUCUUGAUGCAGUCUAGAAUUGCAUUCGCUUUUCUUUUCUUUUCUUUUGUUGCUGCAUCACACUGUUUACUCAUGUUAAGCUUGUGGUCCACUAUGACCUCUAGAUCCUUUCAUAUGCACUACUAUCAAGCCAGGUGCCCCCACAAAUCCUUCAGUAAGUCAAGAUUCCGUCUUGUUCUGAUAGUCAUCAGAUGAGAGUUAAAGGAGGAAAUGGGUCGUGAUUCAUAGAAGACAUGUGUAAAUCCUCACAAUCUUCUGGGAAGACAAUGAUUGUCUUAGUCUGAAAUUUGCAAGGUGGUUGUGAUGCACUUUUCAAAGAGAUGGUAAUGUGAUUGGUCUGUAAUGUAGGCAAACUAGAAUUUCCCCCUCAUAUUAGGUUAUGUGAGUUGAUCAGUUACACAUCACAUGCAACCUAGUUUGUGUGCAGGUUGCUUUUGAAUUCCAGAUCAUCCACAUCAUUCUGCUGACACGUUCACAAAGCACAACCACAUUAUACGUAGCAACCUGCUUUGCCGAACUGUACACCGAAGUGGUUGUGUGAAUCAGUUCUUAAUGCACGUGCUCUUCGAGCAGAGCUCAUUUUAAUGUUUGAUUGCGCUUGGUUAAGUAGUAACCACACUCUUCAAUAGCGUGGCAUGUGUGCUUGAGGUCAUGUAUUUUGUCUCCGCAGUCUAUAUCUCGUGCAAGCACAACAAGCACCUAUUGUCUGCCUCGGGAACUGGCCAAGUAUGCAGUAUGAAAUCAGUCUCUGUAGAGAGAGGAUUUAUGGUUUGAUCAUCAAAUAGAGCAGUGUUGGCACAGGCAGUUAAUACAGGCCAGGCUUUUUUGCUGAUCCUCUUUAAUGACCAAUUUAUUGUGUGGGCUAAAUGGAAUGGAGGAAGAAAUAGAUUCUGUCAGUUUCCCUCUAAUAGCUAGGUGACUUGUUCGGGCCUUGCUAGAAGCUCUGAGAAAGGGAGGAGGAGUAUUGCUGAUUCACACUCAGUGAUGACUUUCAGAUUUCAUCAGUGGCUAAUUUCUGAAAGAGAGCUGCUUUGAGUUCAAGCCUGCCUAAAAGGCACACCCUUUGAUCUUCUCCCUAAUAUCAGGUGUUUUGAGGGACUAACGCUGGUCACUCUGUGCAGAGAAUGAACUCUGUACAUGUGCAGAGGCACGCAUAUCUUAUUAUCUUGCAAUAUCGUUCAGAAUGGAAGCCUUGCUCAAUUGAAAUCUGGUUCUGGGUCUCCAUCUUAGUAAUUUAGUAAUUUAAAACCCUGAAGGGACAUGCGUGGCGUUUUGGGUUAAACCACAGAGCCUAGGGCUUGCCAAUCAGAAGGUCGGCAGUUCGAAUCCCCGCAACAGCUCCCGUUGCUCGGUCCCUGCUCCUGCCAACCUAGCAGUUCGAAAGCACGUCAAAGUGCAAGUAGAUAAAUAAGUACCGCUCCGGCAGGAAGGUAAAUGGCGUUUCCAUGUGCUGCUCUGGUUCCCCAGAAGCGGCUUAGUCCUGCUGGCCACAUGACCCGGAAGCUGUACGCCAGCUCCCUCGGCCAAUAAAGCAAGAUGAGCGCCGCAACCCCAGAGUCGUCUGCGACUGGACCUAAUGGUCACGGGUCCCUUUACCUUUAAAACACUGGAAUGCUGACACAUGGUGGUAGAAGUCAACGUGCCGAGGCACCGUCCCAUAAAGAACAUAGAACAGAGCUCUAUAGCUUUGUACUGGGACACGAUCACAAUUCUGGCAACAGUACAGGAUAAGCCAUUAACACACUAUACUGGCAGCUGCCACAUGGCUGCACCAGGGCAAUUAUGUUGAUCUUGGUGUGCAAGGAAAUGAUAGGAUUCUCUCCACAGUGGCGGAGCAAGCCGAUCGGGUGCCUGGGGCAGCGCGCAUGCCCUGGGCCAUGGGGCGGGGCCACCCGCCCACAAGGUGGGACAGGAUGCUCCAUGGGGCCUCUGGAGUCUGCCUGCCCCUCCCACUCAGCUGCCCUACAGCUGAGGGGGAGGUGGUGGGUGGGCUGUUUAGGGUAGCGUAGAGCCUGCGGGUGCUCAAGCCACUGUGUCACUCCCAGGAGAGACACAUAGCUCGGGCUCUGCAGGCCUUAGUGCCGCCCAGCAUUUAUUUUUAUUAUUAUUAAUUUAUUAUUUGUACCCCGCCCAUCUGGCUGGGUUUCCCCAGCCACUCUGGGCGGCUCCCAUAGAAACCAAAAAACACUAAAAUAUCAUACAUUAAAAACUUCCCUGAACAGGGCUGCCUUAAGAUGUCUUCUGAAUGUCAGGUAGUUGUUUAUCGUUUUGACAUCUGAUUUUGUCACACACACCCCGUGGUGACACCUGGGGCGACCCGCCCCCACCGCACCCCCUUCCUCCACCACUGCCUCUCCAAUCCCCUUGUGUAAUACUUGGGUCUUUGUCCCUUAAAGGAGUUAUUGAGAGUGAUACAGGGACUGGAAGGUGUUUAAAGGAUACUUGCAAAACCAUAUUGAAAAAUCAGAACUCCUAUUAAACAAGUUCCGUUUUAAAUACUGAAAUACUAAAUAAGAUGGAUAACAAUGUGUAAUAGAAAAAGAAGCAUGAAAUUAGAUUAAAGGUGUGUGAAAGAAAGUAAUAGAAGUGGAAAGAAAUUGCAAUAGAGCAGAUUGGAAGUCUAACACAAAGGUGGGGUGAGGGGUGGUGGAUGGUGAUGGGAAAAGGAAUUUUCUGUGGGAUUGAGUGUAGGUAUGUUUGAACAUUUUUAAGGAUUGUAUGAAAUGUAUGUUUGUAUAUUUGCAAUAUGUGUGUAUUAAUGCUGAAUUAUUUUAAUAAUAAAAACUUUUUUUAAAAAAAAUUUUAAAAAAAGAGAGAGAGAGAGAGAGAGAGAGUGAUACAAAUUUGUACUGGUUAUAGUUAUGGGGAUGUAGGACCAAACCAGCCAGGACACUGAAGAAUGGAGGUAGAGGAGCUCCUACAAUAACUGCAUAUUUGUCCUUUUGCAUAGAAGAAGGGCUGUGAGGAAAGCACUGGCCCAGCAAUUCAAACACAUCUGCUUUGCCAGAAUGCCUAGUGCCAACAUGAUCAAGUGAUAAGAUCUCCUUGCAAUGGAGCUAUGGAUCUAUCCUCUGUCCUUCGGUUAUUUGUCCAUAGGAAUAGGUCUUCAGAGUCUUAUCUCUCUGAAAACCACUGAAAUGCUGGGAAAUUUUUAAGCGAAAGAUCUUAACUAUGAAUGUAUGUGAUUGGUAUGUAAUGCAGACCUUGCUUAUUAAAUUGAGCUGGUUGCAGCUUUUCCCUAUCUGGAAAACCUUGUGAAAUUUGAACACCGUCCCAAGGUUUGCUUGAUUUUGUAUGUUUUUUAAGAAGCUUUAUCUGUGUUGCUGAGCAAUGAAAUUUCUUAGCAUUAACAAAUAGACAAAAGUACUUCCUUCUUGACUUCUGUUCCAGGAACAUUUCUUAACAGAAUUAUUAUUAAGUGGAAGAGGGAGGUUUUGUUUUUUUGAAAACAAUAAGUGUCUCUUUGAGCAUAAUAUAAGUCUGUGAUUCACAAAUCCUUCUUCAUGGAAAUGAUGGAGGAUUUUAUGAGAAUGCUGACCCUUUAAAACGGUUCUCAUGUUGCUCCUAUUGUCUCUUUCUCUCAAUUUCAUUGAUUUUGCGAUUGCGGCACUCUUUCCUUCUGUGGUAUUUUCUCUGUCCUUCACUUUGUUCUGCUUAAGCAUGCUUGCCCAGUAAUUUGAAAGCUAUAGCUCCAAUCUUCAGAUCCACAUGUAAUAUAGUUCCCUGAAAAUAGGCAUGCGUUACCAACAAACAAACCUCAUGAGCUUUCAUGUUCCAUUUCUGAUUUGUAUUUUUUUCAUUGUGAGGGGUAUAUAAUUUGCACUGUUGUAUUUUUUAAAAAAAAUGACAAGUAGAAAGUGAGGGUUUAUUUUUUUAACCUAAUUGCUCAUAAAGCACAAAAUGAUUAAUGCACCAAUUAUUCAUAUAUUUCUGGAAUGUAUGAUUGUAGAUUAGAAACUCCCCAAAUAAGGUUUCUCUGUAUGUUACCACUCCCCUUACUUUUCCAUCUAUAUUGACCUACUAGCUAGAUCUUGUGCUGCCACGAUUUCCUUGCUGCUAUCGCUGCGGACUCUGUAACCAGUAUAGAUGAACCUUUCCAUGUCAAGAAAGCAUGGUUUACCCCCAACUGUUUCCCCCUAAAUGCAACAGCACUUCCUUCACAUUCAUUGCCCAUGGAGUGCCUUCGUUGUCCUGAUUCAGAUUGGGUUCUUGCAAACUUGUUUAUGGAUGCUGGUACUUCAGGGAUGGGGAACUUGUAACUUGCCAGACGUUAUUAAACUACAAUGUCCAUCUUUUCUUAACAUUGGCUGUGCCGACUUAACUCUGAUGGUAGCUGGAAUCCAAAAAUAGCUGGAGGACCACAGGUUUCUCCUCUCUGUUCUAGUGAAAUAUUAACCUCAGAUUAUUUUUUUCUUUCUUAAAGACUGAAAGUUCAUGCUGAGGACUGCACAGACCACCAUUUAAAGCUCAUUGUCCCAUCUUGUAAGAAUCAUGGGAACUGUAGUUUUACAUGUAUGUAUAAUACCCAGCACCCUUCACAAACUACAGUUCCCAGGAUUCCUUGGUGGGUGCUUUAAAUGCGUGUUGUAUACACAGCCACACAUUCAGACCCUGCCCACAAGAGAUGUUGUUUCUUGUCAGAAGUUCUGAGAAUUCUAGUGGAAAUAAUCAUGUUGUUUGUUAUGAAAGAAUUUAAGUUAUAGUCUCUUCCCAUCUCUUGGCGCGGGGGGGAGGGGGGAGCAGAGCGGAAAUAGCCAUUGAUGAACCAGUGCUAUGUCUUCCUGGCUAUUUUUUAUUUUUACAGUCGUACUUAAUUCAUUCCAGAGGUCUGUUCUUAACUUGAAACAGUUCUUAACCUGAAGCACCACUUUAGCUAAUGGGGCCUCCCGCUGCCACUGCGCUGCCACUGCACGAUUUCUGUUCUAAUCCUGAAGCAAAGUUCUUAACACGAGGUUAUAUUUCUGGGUUAGCGGAGUCUGUAACCUGAAGCGUAUGUAACCUGAAGCAUCUGUAACCCGAGGUACCACUGUAUUUUUAACCAAUACAUUUCAGAGGCAAAGCCUCCUAGCCGUCAUUGUACAGUGGUAUCUUGGCUUACAAACACCUUGGGUUACAAACACUUCGGGUUACAGACUCCACUAACCCAGAAGUAGUACCUCCAGUUAAGAACUUUACCUCAGGAUGAGAACAGAACUCGCGUGCUGGCGGCGCAGUGGCAGUGGGAGGCCCCAUUAGCUAAAGUGGUGCUUCAGGUUAAGAACAGUUUCAGGUUAAGAACAGACCUCUGGAACGAAUUAAGUUCAUAACCAGAGGUACCACUGUACUAUGUUCCUGUCUGAAAUUCUGAAAUGAUGCCUUAUUUCUAAAACUGAUUAGUUUAGUUUCUUAGAUAAAAAGACAGGCUAACAUCCAUCUCAUGAAAUAAAUUUGGCCAUGCCACUGGGUCACCAUUUGGCCAUGCCACUGGGUCACUUUUAAAAGCAGUUAGAUUUUCCUGUGCAAGUUAAAAAGGUGGCAUGUACGACAUAGAAUAAAAUGGCACAAACAGAUACAUUAUCAGGAUAGGAUGCUGACUAUCAGCCACAAUGACCCAAUGAGACCUGUAUGUUCAGGGUAAUACCAUAUUUACUUGAAUCUAAUGCUCACCUUUUUUACCCAAAUUACUUUGCAAAAAUUAAGGUGCACAUUAGAUUCAAUGUCACAUUUACAUCUGCCAGCAAAUACAUUUUUUGGUUUCCAGGUUCUGAAAAUUGAGGUGUGCAUUAAAUUCGAUGGCACAUUAGACUCGAGUAAAUACGGUAUAUCUUUGAUUAACCAAUCUGAAGGUGGGGCGACAGAUGAGAACCAACACCUUGAUGGCAUGCUUGUGAGAUUCCAUAAAUCUGGUUGACAGCUGUUGCAAACAGAGCGUAAUGCUGCCAUUGUGGUUGAUCAAACAGAAGUGUCUACUAACAAUUGGUUUCAACCAAUUUCCCCUUCCUUCUGCAACCCCUUGCACCCCUUCCACACUGUCUUGGAGGUUCCUUAACUCUACUAUGUCAGUAGGCAUUUCAUAUGAACAGCACAGGAAGUCAUCUUAUACCAAAUCAAACCAUGAUUAGUGCAUUUAGCUGACUAUUGUCUCCAUUGGCGGUCAGCAUCUCCCCAGGGUUUCAGGCAGGGCACAUUGCCAGUCGUACCUUGAGAUGCCCGGGAUUGGGACCCUCCGCAUGUGAAAUGACUGUUUUGCCACUGAACUACGUACGGCCCUUCGUGUGUAUCAAAAGCUUUUUCUGCAAGUGGAAAAGCUUAAUUGGAAGUCACCCACAAUGCAAGGAGAAUAGGUAAAGCAAAUAUCAGAAAUGUAGACAUGAACUGGCCAUGCGGAGAUGGCAGUAUUGAGUCGGUGGCUCAUGUGCUUCUGGCUUGCACUCCUUAUAAAAAGAUUUGAGGAGUGAGGUUGUCCAUGCCAGGUCACUCCACCCUUGCCACUGUGCCCUUUCUUCUAGUGGAUCAAGAUGAUCAGGUGGCAGCAAAAAACUGCAAGAUCCAUUAUUUUACUAUUGAUGUAAACCUUCAAAAUAUAUUUUGUAUAGUUAAGUUUUUACCUCUCUCUUCAGCACAUUUUAUUUUAUUUUAUUUUGUUGCUAUGGCUAGUGACUGAUGCAAAUAAAGAUUCUUCUGAUCUAGACAUGAACUGCAUUUAUUUACAAAUGUUUAUGAACUAGAAUCUCAUUAUUUUCCAAAUAUCCCCAGGUGUUGCUGCUUUGGACUCCGGCAUUUCUGGGAAGAUUGGCUUGCGGGCAGUUGUUUACUACUUCUUCACUACAGCUUUAGCCGUAAUCCUAGGUAAUCCUAGAAUCUUUAUAAUCCUUAAAUUUAUUUGCAUUGUACAAUGAUGUUUUGUUUUUGUUUUAAAUGCACAUCAGAAGUAAACAGUCAUUUUCACCUCACCCAGAUUUUUUAGAAAGAGCAUGUUUGGAUAAACUGUUACAUCGAGAGUCAUUCUCAUGGAGUAGGAUGUUUUUCCCCCUCCAUGCUACAUUCCAGAUAUGUGAUUUCAUAGGCAUACAGGAUUGUCUUAACAACAAUUAUAAUGCUUAACCAUGGGAUUACCAGUACCUGUACUGUUACCUCUACUGUUUAGGGAAGCUUUUAAUAUUUGAUGAAUUAUUGUAUUUUAAUAUUUGGCUGGAAGCUGUCCAGAGUGGCUAGGGAAACCCAGCCAGAUGGGCAGGGUAUAAAUUAUUAUUAUUAUUAUUAUUAUUGAGCAAACAAGGACCAGGCAGGAGCAAAGCAGCUGCAAUCUCCUCCUUAGGAUCCAGCACAUUCACAUAAACCAUAAUUUCGCUUAUUGUGAAUGUGCAACUUUGGCCCCCAUGUCCAUCUGCUGCCUUGGUUCAUCAAUAGGCUGAAUGACUUGGUGUUUACUCUCUGUUGUGUGUGCCACAGAAGCUCAGAAAUGAGUCAGCUGUUUCCUCACCAAAGGAAUUAACCCAUUAAACUGCAUUCCUUAACACGAUCUUGUGGCGACAUUGUAUCCUGUAACAGUGAACUCAGUUUUCCACCAAACUGUAAAAGAAAAAUCAUUGAUUCUACAGCUGACAUAAUCCUGGCCUGUCAUUUGCUGUGCUCUGGAAACAGCCAUUGUACACCUUGUUUUCUUUUUUUAAAAUGCUGUGUGCAAGAUUUCCAUCUGUUCAGAAUGUUAUUUUUCUCCAUUACAGGGGUUGUGUUGGUUGUGGCUAUCAAACCAGGAGUGUCCCAGAAUGCUGCGGAGAUUGACAGAAUGGGCAGUACACCUGAGGUCUCCACAGUGGAUGCUAUGUUAGACUUGGUUAGGUGAGCUUUCAAAUUCUGUUCUGUUGCUAAACCAAUUGCACCAUAAAUGCCACUGUCUCAGUUUUAAGCUAUCAAUCCACAUAUAUCUGAGAGAUGGAACAGCUUGUACAGUCAUACCUCGGGUUACAGACUCUUCAGGUUGUGUGUUUUUGGGUUGCGCACCGCGCCGAAGCCAGAAGUACCAGAAUGGGUUACUUCCGGGUUUCGGCACUUGCGCAUGUGCAGAAACACUAAAUUGCGCUUUGCAGAUGCGCAGAAGCGCCGAAUCGCGACCCGCGUGUGCACAGACGCGGCACUGCGGGUUGAAAACAUGCCUCCUUCACUGAUCACGUUCACAACCCGAGCGUCCACUGUAGUGUAGAACUUUGAAGCAAUAGAUUGUAUUCAGUGCUGUCUGCAGACCUUGAGCAAGCAGAAUAAACCUCUGCUUUUACAAUGAGACUUCACAUUCCUCUUCUCCCUGUGGAGCCCUCUGAGUGCUUUCGUUCACCUGCUCCAGGUGUUGUGGUUUCUCUGGAGCAUAUUUUGUGGGGAGAAGCAGAGAUGUUGAAGUCCAGAUGCCCAAGUGGAAAUCUGCUCAUGCAAUGCUGGAUUCUGACCAAUAUAAAGGACUUGUUCAUAAUGAUGCAGUUCCUUUUCUUGAUAAAGCACAGAGGGUAGCAUAUGCAAUUCAUACUAGCUUUUGCUUUUUCUUUACUCAGCUGGUAGGUGUCCCCUGCCCAAUGCAGUAUUUGGAACCAUUUGUCUGCCAAAACAAAAUGAUAUAAUUACUAAACACAACAAGGAGAAAGUGUUACAAAGUCUGGGUGGGACAUUUUUAUCCUACUCUGUCAAUCCAGUAAGAUUGUAUAUCUGUAUCCCAUGCACUGCAUCCCGACGGAAUGACAAAUAUAGCAUGGAAGAAAGAUCCCAGUCUGUUGUGAACCCAUUUGUUAAAACAUUGACUCUUUAAGGCCUUACAUAAGUGUUUCACCUUGAACAGAUCUUCCUAGAACUUUGAGCCUUGAUAUAAUAUAUCCUGGGAUAUGUGGAGAGAGAGAGAGAAAAAAAACAUUAUCACCAGCAUUCCUUAUUGCUUCUUGAAUAUAGUUUGUAUUGUUACAUUGCAAUAUCAUUAAAGGAUCUUAAAAUCCUUCUGCAGGAAUAUGUUCCCAGAAAACCUUGUGCAGGCCUGUUUCCAACAGGUAAGUUCAAUCUUGGUAUUUACUAACCCCUGUUCUGGUAUUUACUAACCCCUUCCCUGGGAGGCACAGUGGGUUAAACCACAGAGCCUAGGACUUGCCGAUGAGAAGGUCAGCGGUUCGAAUCCCCGCGACAGAGUGAGCUCCCGUUGCUCGGUCCCUGCUCCUGCCAACCUAGCAGUUCGAAAGCACAUCAAAGUGCAAGUAGAUAAAUAGGUCUCUGGCGGGAAGGUAAACGGCGUUUCCAUGCACUGCUCUGGUUCACCAGAAGUGGCUUAGUCAUGCUGGCCACACAACCUGGAAGCUGUACACCGACUCCCUCAGCCAGUAAAGCGAGAUGAGCGCCGCAACCCCAGAGUCGGCCACAACUGGACCUAAUGGUCAGGGGUCUCUUUACCUUUACCUUACUCUGCAUUUAUUUCUCCACCUCCAUAAAACAACAUUGUGGUGCUUAUACUGUAGGAUACUGUGAUAUUUUGGGUGCAAAAAAACACAAACCUAAUGAAAACAUCAAGGAAAAAUUAGGGUUUCCUUUCCAAUUACUAACGCAUUAGACAACAAUUUUCAGAACCAAAGCAACAUAUAAAGCUUGCAUUCCAGGGCGACAUUAAGAUACAAAACCAAAGGCCUUAAUAGAUCAAGUGGUUCCCUUUUUCUAGUGGUGCAGAAAUAUUUCGUGGCUGCAACUUCCUCAGCACUGGGAUCGGCCCGCAAGGCGUCAUCUUUAUAGCUCAGAAAAAGAAAGUGAGGAAUCAGAGGGAAUUUUAUGGUUCUCUGAUUGCUUGCACUUGCGGUGAAGGAGGAGAAGCGUUAGGUAGAAGGAAUAAGGAAUGUAGAAAUAAACCAACACGAGGACAUGGCCCUGGCUCAGGUGUGGCUCUUCGGUGAGGAUGUUGUGUCCUCUUAACUGUCCCUCUCCCAACACUCUUAAUUCCCUUGGCAAAGUUUUCUGGAACAGUCUCACACUUAUCGUCUUACACAACAGCAGUUGGCAGGGCAGGGAAGGCAGGACUUCCCAACAGCAAGCGUUGCUGCUGGUUACCAAGAGGUGGAUGGGGAGGAGCAACGAGCGAGGAGCUCAGCACAGGAGCAUCAGAUUGGCUUUGCUGAGCUUCCUGCACCUUGCCCUUCUGCCUCUCUCUCUUGGUAAGCAGCAGGGAUACUCAGGGUCAGGGAGCCAGGUGAGCAACACCACCCCACCAACCAGUGCUUUGACGUCGUUAUUUACACAGGCAACUCCCCAUUUGCUUGCAAUCAGCAUGCUCGCAACCACUGCUGUUUUUUUGGCACACGGGCUUGUGUGUGUCCCGCCAAUGCGUGCGGUGCCUCAGAACACAACCCCUGUGUAAAUGGGGAGUUGCCUCUGCUCUGUUUCACACAGGCAACUAGCCUUGUGAAAUACAAUGAACCCCAAAAGAGAAACAUGAAACCAGAGUUUCCCAAACUUUGGUCUCCAGCUGUUUUAGGACUACAACUCCCAUUAUCCCUAGGUAGCAGGACCAGUGGUCAGGGAUGAUGGGAACUGUAGUCCAAAAAAAACAGGUGGAGACCCAAGUUCGGAAACCCUGCAUUAAACAAAUACUUCAUCAAACAAACUCGUUAUUAUUAUUAUUAUUAUUUAGAUAUUUUAUUGAAAAAAAUUCAGAUAUAAUGCAGUAGAUACAAAAAGAAGGAGAAAGGAAAAAGAACAAAACACAGAACUGUGUAAAGGCGGAAAAACUAUAUGCAGAUGUACAAAAAAUACCCUAACCCAUACAUGCUUUUAUAAAUUUGAUAUUGUUAUCCUAAUACUGAUAGAAAUAUUAAUAGUCUGCAGCAUUUUGUAUAAAUUCAUUCCAAAUAUUGUCGUAUUUAUCCAAGCAGAGUCUAUGUCUGUAAGCAGUCCGUUCGCCGGUUGCAAGUGUUAUCAUAUUAUCAAUCCACUGAUUAAAGGAGAUCAUAUCUUUAUUCUUCCAGUUCAUCAGUAUCAGCCUCUUGGCUACCAUUAGAGAGCGUAAAAUCCAUUUUCGUUGUCCUUUUGCUAACUUCCGUACAGUAGGUAUAAAGAAAACUAAAUCAUUUAUUCCAUACAAUGUUGGCUCUUGUUCUAACAUAACCCUUCAUGAUGAUUUCCUAAUAUCAUAUUAGGUAUUUCUAUCUAUGUACACAUUAUAAUGCAUCUGCACGUCAGUUGUUGUUGACAUGUUAAAACCAUAAAUAGUAUAUAUCAGCAUUCUAGGCCUUACUAAACACCUUCCACCCUGAAAAGAAGUUUAAAAAAUAGUUUCCUUGUCAAUCCAUUAUAUCCUAAGAAUGUAAUGUAUGUUUUCUUAACUUUCAGUAUAAGACCAAGCGUGUAGAAAUAACGAUCACAACGGAAGUAGACAAAAAUGCAACUAUUCCUACACCAGACCCACUCUCUACUGUACUGCCAACAGAGAUUUCAAAGGUAUGAUUACUACUGGUUGUUGUAUUGCACUGAAACUAUUGAAAUUAUGACGAAAGGGUUAGGGUAGUAAAAUUCUGCUUGUUAAUGUGAUAAUCAAUAACAGGAAUUGAAAAGGGUCUACUGGACCACACUGUUAAAAGACCCAAGCUUGUGGUCGAAUUCUUUAAGAUAAUUUGUUCUCCAGAGGCUCCGCAUGCAGCCUUUUAGUAGCACUACACAAACCAAUACUUUCAAAACUAUAACCCAGGCAUAGGCAUGAUCCCUAGCUAAUAGGACCAGUGGUCAGGGAUGAUGGGAAUUGUAGUCCAAAACAUCUGGAGGGCCGAAGGUUGCCUAUGCCUGCUAUAACCCAAGGGAAAAAAGUAGCAAACUAAUCAAUAAAUGGGACGCAGGUGGCACUGUGGGUUAAACCACAGAGCCUAGGACUUGCAGAUCAGAAGGUCGGCAGUUCGAAUCCCCGCGACAGGGUGAGCUCCCGUUGUUCGGUCCCUGCUCCUGCCAACCUAGCAGUUCAAAAGCAUGUCAAAGUGCAAGUAGAUAAAUAGGUACUGCUCCGGCGGGAAGAUAAAUGGCAUUUCUGUGCGCUGCUCUGGUUCGCCAGAAGCGGCUUAGUCAUGCUGGCCACAUGACCCAGAAGCUGUAUGCCAGCUCCCUCGGCCAAUGAAGUGAGAUGAGCGCCGCAACCCCAGAGUCAGCCAUGACUGGACCUAAUGGUCAGGGGUCCCUUUACCUUUACUAACCAAUAAACACCAAACAGGCUUAAGUUUCUAGAGUUUCCUGAAUGAGAAAGCUGCUUAAGUUUCACAUAAACAAAAUGUGUUGUUGGUAUUCAUAUUUUAUUGAAAAGAUUUCAGUUUAAAGAAAUAAAGUGAUGCAAAGAAAAAGAGAAAUAAAAAGGCACAAAAAUAUGUAGGGGGGAAACCCACAAUAUACGAAUAUAUAUGAAAAAUACCCGAACCCAUACAUUCUUUUAUAAAUCUGAUAUUAUUAUCCUAAUACAUAUGGGAAUAUUAAUAGCUCACUACAUUUUGUCUAGACUCAUUUCAAAUACAGCCGUGCCUUGGAAGUCAAAUGGAAUCCGUUCGGGAAGUCCGUUCAAGUUCCAAAACGUUCGAAAACCAAAGCGCAGCUUCUGAUUGGUUGCAGGAAGCUCCUACAGCCAAUUGGAAGCCCCGUCAGAUGUUCGGCUUCCAAAAAUAGUUCAUAAAUCAGAACAGUCACUUCCGGGUUUGUGAUGUUCGGAGCCAAAACGUUCGAGAACUAGGCUGUUCGACUUCCAAGGUAUGACUGUAUUGUCAUAUUUAUGCAACCAAAGUCUACAUCUGUAAAGUGUUCAUAAUUUGCGAGUGUUAUCAUAUUGACGAUCCAUUUAUUAAAGGGAAUUGUAUCUUUAUUCUCCCAGUUCAUCAAUAUCAGCCUCUUGGCAUUGUUGCUGAUUGGUAACUUUUCUCCUUCACUCUCAAUCUGCAGAAUAUAACCAAGGAAUACAAAAUAGUGGGUUUGUAUUCCGAUGGUAUUAACGUUCUUGGCCUGAUAGUCUUUUGCCUUGUCUUCGGAAUUGUUAUUGGGAAAAUGGGAGAAAAGGGGAAGGUGCUGAUGGACUUCUUCAAUGCACUGAACGAUGCCACAAUGUACAUAGUUCAGAUAAUAAUGUGGUAAGUAGAAUGAUAUCUUGCCCGUAAGUUUUGUUACUGUAAUGGUAUCAGGGGGUUGCUUGAGAGCAAUCAGGCAAAUGCCUCCCUGGUCUGUUGUAAAGCCUUGUUAUUGGUGCCAAAAAAACCUUCACCAUGCAGACCACCACUAUUCUGUGGCUGGCUCAUUCACUGGCAGAAUCUGAGAGUCGGCGGUCCUUAAACCUUCCCCAGCAGAGUAGUUUCUUGACGCCCAGUCUGCGCUUCCCCUCUCUGCGCGGAAGCCUACUGCGCAAGGAGGGCGUGGGUAACGGGGGACCUCCCUCCUCCCCACUUUGCUCAGACAAGGUGUCCUGGCACCGCCUUGCAUCCUCCGAGCCCUGCGCCUCCUCCCCACUAGAGGCGUGGCUUCCUUCCUCCGCUGAGGAGGUGCUGCUUCCCACGAUCUUUGGGGGCUCUCUGUAAUCCAUCCGGCUUUUCCCCUCUCGCCCCUGAGCCGAUGGCAGUUCCCUGACAGUUAUUGAAUUCAGGAUGAUGAUAAUAAUAAAAAAGUAAUUUACAUAAAACUUCUUUCAGAAAGUCGACGUGAUUAACAGGUUUAUUCCUUGAGUUUUAAAAUAUUACGCAUUUGGCUGUGAAAGCUCUUUCUCCCUCCCCACCUCUUUCGCUUUUCCUCUUCCCCCUCCCCCGAAAGAGGCUAUUUAUUCAGCUAUCAAAGUUACAGAAUCGCUGGCGGUUGGGGACGGCAUUUUUGGUAUUCGUAUAAUUGAACCCUUGUUGCCAAAGCUAUGACACAACAUGGUUUCUGCUCCUAACUUUCAAAAAUACAUCUCUUCUAAGCUUCUAAGGUUACCAGACGCCCCCGUUUCCCAGGGACAGUUUCCAGAUUUACAAAUCAGUCCCCAUACAAAAUCCAUUGAGGUUGAUACAUAUCCCUGGAUUUAUUGAAAAAAAAUCUGGUAACCUUAUCAUGACCUCCAACUACCAAUGAUGGUUUUUGGAUGGGCUAUAAUAGUAAAUAGCUGCUUUACUUAUUGCUUGCCUGAUUUCAGUGUUUACCACUUCUUUCUAACCCUAUACUGUAACAGUGACACAUAUGAAACCUGUGACUGUUUCUUCUGUUAUUUUUGUUCUGCAUUCUAUUGCUAUUUGCAAAAUUAAAAAUUAUUAUUUUUCGAAAAAGCAAUGGAGUGCAGUUGAGAAAAUGCACUCCCUUAGAAGCAAUCUAGAAUUAAAUUUCUGAAAGAAAGAAAGAAAGAAAGAAAGAAAGAUCACUUCUAUACGGGGGCUUUUAUUUUGUUUUCCAAAGGUAUUCCAGCUACACAAUACAGUACUCCCUUUCUUAGCUGUCCAAUGUUGAUUGACUCAUGGAUAAUUUAGCUGAGAUUCCUGCAAAACAGGGGGUUGGACUCUAUGAUUCUAUGACUUCAUGUUUUGCAUAAUGUUUUGCAUAAUAGCUCAAAUUAUGGUGUUCAUAAAAUGUACCAGUCGUGCUAAUGUCUUUUUUUUUUUUUUUACACCACCUAAAAAUAUGUAAUCGUUCAUAAAUACAACUUGAGAAGCAAAUAAUUUCAGCCACUUGUUUUCUGUUCAUUGUUAUAUGCAUGAAGUUGAACAACUUCGUUGUUUAGUGUGUUUUUAUAGCGAGCUCAAUGAAAUAACAGAGAUCAUGGAAUACUUUCUAUGACGUUUUGUGCAUUCCAGGUAUAUGCCAUUGGGUAUUAUUUUUUUGAUUGCCGGAAAGAUAAUAGAAGUUGAAGACUGGGAGAUUUUUCGCAAACUGGGUCUUUACAUGGCUACUGUUCUAAGUGGGUAUGUUAUUCCUUGAACUGUAAUAAAAAGUACUGAUUUACUUUUCAUUUUUAAUUUAUAUAUGAUAGAUCGGUUUCUUCUGUAACUGGGUAUGAGGGGACAUUCGUUUUAUAGACGUUCUAAUUUCACUGUGCUUCAGAAUGACAUUGAAUUAGAAACGCAUUCUUUUUAUUUCAAUUGUCAGCUCCCAGGCAAUAUAAUGGGGGGGGGGGAGGCCACAUGAGGUGGGGGGGAGCAGUGGCGUAGCGUGGGGGUGCGGGGGGGGCGGCCGCACCGGGCGCAACAUCUGGGGGUUAGGGUUAGGGGGCGCAAAUCCACAGGUUAGGGGGCGCAAAUCCACGGGUUAGGGGGCGCAAAUUACUUCCCUUGCCCCGGGUGCUGACAACCCAUGCUACGCUACUGGGGGGGGGAGGGGAGGCACAGAGUUCCAAGCUGAGUUACAUGCAUAUAAAUGGAACUCAUACUUUGAUUCUGUGGUCACCUAAGGAGUAUGGUGGCCAAUGUGAGAUUUGAAUUCUCUCCUCCCCCCAUAAUUUUUAUUAAAUUUUCUGUUUUACAUUUUAGAAUAUUCAUUUAAACAACCUUAAAAUAUCAGUGACUUCCAUUUUCUCUUUCCUUGGGUUCAUUUUGCAUAACAUAAAUCCCCGCAUAUUUUACAUAAACUAAACCAUGGGUAGGCAAACUAAGGCCCGGCGGCUGGAUCCGGCCCAAUCGCCCUCUAAAUCUGGCCUGCGGAUGGUCCCGGAGUCAGCGUGUUUUUACAUGAGUAGAAUGUGUCCUUUUAUUUAAAAUGCAUCUCUGGGUUUUUUGUGGGGCCUGCCUGGUGUUUUUACAUGAGUAGAAUGUGUGCUUUUAUUUAAAAUGCAUCUUUGGGUUAUUUGUGGAGCAUAGGAAUUUGUCAUUCCCCCCCCCAAAAAAAAAAUAUAGUCAGGCCCCCCACAAGGUGAGGGACAGCAAACUGGCCCCCUGCUGAAAAUGUUUGCUGACCCCUGAACUAAACCAUCCAGUAUUCCAUUAUUACACCCAUCAAAACUUAUUUACACUGUUGAUUUAUCUUUAUGCUACCGGCGUUUUCAAGUGUACACAAUUUCCCAAUAUGUCACACCUUGAUGCAUAUGAGUAGAUCAUACAUCAAAUAUAUAACAAUAUCAAACAAAAUAUACAAGUAUGUCACAUAUAUGAGAUAUUGUUGGGCCAAUUUUCCAAGUCAAAAACUGCAAUAGCUUGGCUAGCUUGCUAUGCUUCUGGUAGGUUUUGGAACCCGUUGACAGCACUUCCCUAAUGCUUUAUUGUCAGGUAAUAUCUGAAAGGUAAAAAAGGGGGGAUACGAGGAGGAAGUAUGCUUCCAUGCAUGUUAGGAAGCAGCACCUUGGGAUCAGGGCCAUAGUGGGCACUGUUUUGCAUGCACCUAUGGGUGUGUGGGGAAAGGGAGAGUUACCUGUUGCCUGAACGUCUAGAGAUCUAUUGCCAAUAUGGACAGAAAAGCUCGAUGGGCCACAAUGAAGGACGAUAACUCAGUGGGACUCACCUCCCCCUGUGCAAGUGGAGGGGCCGUGAGAGCCCGCAACCCCACCUCCUCCUUAAGGCGGAAGUGGCUUUCAUAUUAAUUUGAACAGUUUUAAAAACAGAACUAAAUUUCAAAAAUUGAGCUGUGAUUUCUGCAUUGCAAGUGGGCUGGACUAGGUGGGAUCCUUCCAACUUUACAGUUCUAUGAUUCUGUGAUUUCCCCUCUCCCUUUUUUCCCCCAGGCUUGCAAUUCAUAGUAUUGUAAUUCUGCCGCUCAUGUACUUAAUAAUAGUCCGGAAAAACCCGUAUAAAUUUGCCAUGGGGAUGGCUCAAGCACUUUUGACAGCACUCAUGAUUUCCUCAAGGUAAGCAUAAUUUUGGAAAAAAAAAUCUUCUCUUCAUAUCGAAUCAUCUUGGAGUUAAUAGAAAUGAAUUUAGAAAUGAUUAAAGCUGCCCUCUGUUUUGCCGCAUUAAAGUCUUCAUCUUAAUUUCCAGUAGCCCCAUAAGUUGUCUCAUGCCAGAUUAACAGCCAUGCACAUUGGCAUUUUACUACUAUGCUUCUUAAAGUCUUUUCUUUAUUUUCUCCCCUCCCCCCCCCAAAUGUGUGUGAUCCAGUUCAGCCACUUUACCUGUCACCUUUCGCUGUGCAGAAGAAAAAAACCAUGUUGACAAGAGAAUUACCCGAUUUGUUUUACCGGUAGGCGCUACAAUCAACAUGGAUGGUACCGCCCUUUAUGAAGCAGUGGCUGCUGUUUUUAUUUCACAACUUAAUGACUUAGAACUAGAUAUUGGGCAAAUAGUGACCAUUAGGUAAGAAUUGUACUCUUGCAUGCUUUUCAGUUCUUCUUUCCCAAGCAAUGUAACUGCUGACUUUGUUAUCCAGAAUGCUUAAUGCACACAAAGGUGGGCCAACCACAACAUGAUCUGACGUCUCACUGAAAACGUGUAGAGAACAGUGAGAUUGGUCAUCCCAGUGAAGGGAUAAAUCAGCUGUGGAACUGAACAAAGACCGGAUUUUCUGAUAUACCCACAGAUACUGGCAUUUGACUCGUGCUUUAGGGAUGAACUGAGCAGUCUAAUUCUGACUUUUUUCAGCCGUAGCCCUGUGUUCUGUGGAUUUACAGAUGAGCAUACCUAUUACACAGUAGAUAUUGUUACACAGCAAGGGACGCGGUUGGCACUGUGGUCUAAACCGCUGAGUCUCUUGGGCUUGCCAGUCGGAAGGUCGGUGGUUUGAAUCCGCGUGACAGAGUGAGCUCCCGCUGCCCUGUCCCAGCUCCAGCCAACCUUGCAGUUCGAAAGCACGCCAGUGCAAGUAGAUAAAUAGGUACCACUGUGGUGGGAAGGUAAACGGCAUUUCCAUGCGCUCUAGUUUCCGUCAUGGUGUCCCGUUGCGCCAGUAGCAGUUUAGUCAAGCUGGCCACGUGACCCGGAAAGCUGCCUGUGGAGAAACGCCAGCUCCCUUGGCCUGAAAGCAAGAUGAGCGCCACACCCCAUAGUCGCCUUUGACUAGACUAAACUGUCCAGGGGUCCUUUGCCUUUUGUUACACACCACUCCUGUCUCCAGGCAGUUUAAGAUUCCAGGGGUACCAAGCGUGCUUCCAAGGGUCUGUGUUUCCUUUUGGACAGUGGAGACUAUGGCACCUUUAUGAUAUAUGGUUUAUUUACACGUAAAUACAACCUGGAGAAAGUUCAGAGCAUUUUUCAUCCCAAGAGGGUCUCUUGCUUCUCCAAUAAGCAGAAGAGGCUUAAGUCUCAGAACAGAGAAAUCAGCCAAGCUCUCUGCCUGUCCCAGCCAGCCCACAUAGUUUUCCAAAUGAUUUCCCUUGCUUACAUCAUCCAAACUGAAACCCUACAUCCCUUAAACCCUUUUUGUCUCUGCCCACUAACACACAGCUGGAGGAGGGGUCCAUAUUCCUCUGAAUUAUUACUUUAUUAUUCGGCUGUCUUGUCACUAUGCUUUUUACUAUGUUUUCACUAUGUUUUUAUCAUUAACGUUCUGUAAUGUGUUUUUAAUGUUAUACACCGCCCUGGGAUCUUUUGGCAAGGGGCAGUAUAUAAACUGAAUAAAUCAUAAUAGUCUUCGCCCUCCCAAUGACUUUCUGGGUAAAUGACUCAGUCCUUACUAGCUUUCUUCCCCUUGAUGUUUCCUCUUCCAGGUGGUUUCCUGAAUGGGGAAAACUGAGUCCAGCUAUUUAAAGUCUGGUUUUCAGUUUAACCCUCCAAGCAUGGAUUAAUUCUAACUUUUAGACCCAAGAAUUUCGAGGAGAUUUAGAGCACACACCCCGCCCAAAACAACACCUCAUAGCAAUAUAAAAUGCACUGUUUUAAAACCUUGUUGUGAAUGUUGUCCCACCUCCUCCAAGACAACUAAAAUAUCUUCCCUCUUGACACCACCGCUACUAAAACCUAAAAUGGCUGCAGUGUUCUAUGAUGCAAGAAAAGACACAGAUCAAUAAAAAAAAACCUCAACUGGUAUAUCCCUUAGAAAUCCCUUUAGAUUAUUUCUUGAAUUUACAAUCAUUCAGCAGUUGGAGUUUCCCAUAAAGUCAGCAUUUUUUAGGACAGUAGGGAAUAUUUUUUAAAAUAACAACUCUGGUUUAAAAACUUCAAGAAGUGUUUCCAUAACUGCACAAGACUGAAUGAAGCAGAAACAUAUCUAAUGCCCUUUUCUUGGUUUGGGAUGUAGCGUCACAGCAACAGCAGCCAGCAUCGGAGCUGCAGGUGUGCCCCAGGCUGGACUAGUUACCAUGGUGAUUGUCCUGAGUGCCGUCGGACUGCCUGCUGAAGAUGUGACCCUCAUAAUAGCAGUGGACUGGCUUCUGUAAGUGUCUAACCAUGAAUGUCUCUCAAUCCUGUGUCCUCAGUAAUGCAGGUACAGUGGUACCUCGGGUUAAGAACUUAAUUCGUUCUGGAGGUCCGUUCUUAACCUGAAACUGUUCUUAACCUGAAGCGCCAUUUUAGCUAAUGGGGCCUCCUGCUGCCGCCGCGCCCUCGCCGUGCGAUUUCUGUUCUCAUCCUGAAGCAAAGUUCUUAACCUAAGGUACUAUUUCUGGGUUAGCAGAGUCUAUAACCUGAAGUGUCUGUAACCUGAAGCGUCUGUAACCUGAGGUACCACUGUAUCCAUAAUAAAAGGUUGCCUGUGAUAGGCCAUUAACUUGAGAGCAGAUCUGCUGUACAUCUUAUUAUUUGUAUCAAAACGUGUGACAUACAAAUUGCAGCCCUGCUGGGGGGAUUACUUAUCCAUCCGCCCAAUGUGUGGUUUAGAGGGUUCAAAGCUGAACAAAUUUGAAAAUGUAGAGAAAGGGUGAGGAACCUGUGAUGGAUCCACAACUUCCACCAUCUCUGAUCUUGGGCUAUGUCAGUGAUGACCAAGCUUGGCCCUCCAGCUGUUUUGGGACUACAAUUUCCAAUUGCUGGGAUCCACUUGAAAACUCAGUUCACUCUGAACUUAAAGUUCACGUUGAAUUUUUGAAACGCAAAUGUUAACAUUCGUCCCAUGGAGCUUAAAGUUCAUAUUUUUUUAAAAAAACUGAGCUUUCGAAUGUGAUCUUUCCCACAUUUUGUUUGAGUUCUGGAACUGUGCCAUUCGUUACAAAAUCAGCCUUGCGAACUGAAACACUUUGCAGAAGCAGUAUAACUUUUGCCUUUGUAAAAAUAGAUUGGACCCAGUCAACUUGCCCAGACUGACCCAAAAUGUUUAUUCCAUAGGGAUAGAUUCAGAACAAUGGUGAAUGUCCUCGGUGAUGCCUUUGGCGCUGGAAUUGUGGAGAAGCUCUCGCAAAAGGAACUGGAGCUUAUGGACGUUGGUGCUGAAGUCAACAUAGUGAACCCUUUUGCCCUGGACAAAGCAACGAAGGAUGACAGUGAGGAAACAGAGGCCAAGAAAUCUUAUGUGAAUGGAGCUUUUGCUAUUGAUAAAUCAGACACCAUAUCAUUCACCCAGACAUCACAGUUCUGA
Messenger RNA from Podarcis lilfordi (Lilford's wall lizard), 33971 nucleotides. Lineage: Eukaryota; Metazoa; Chordata; Lepidosauria; Squamata; Lacertidae. The record is from the annotation of a GenBank genome assembly.